AUGAUCUUCACUUCACUUGGAUACAUCAAGUUCACGUCUGGUCAAUUGAGCAGCGGAUCUGCCAUCUACACCACCAUCGCCUGCUACUCCGCCAUGCUCUGCGGUCUCUACUACGUCAUUCCGGUUGGCGUGCUCAAGCUGACCUCCAGCGCCCCCAGGGUGCUGUACCAGCGCAUCGUUGAUGCUGCUUUGGCGAUCGCGCUCCUGGUCGCCGGUAUCGUGCACGCAAAGUCCGACGCAGUUAAGGACUGCUCGUCGUACAGCACCAUGUUCGAGACUUACCACGGCUCGGCACUUUUCCGCUGUGGCAACAUGACCACUGCCAUUGUCUUGACGUUUGUAACGUGUGGACUGUUCCUGGUGACGCUGGUGUGGAGCUUCGUGCGUGACACGUGGAAGUCGGUGCAUGGCGACAAUCUGCAGACUGCUCUGACUGACGACAACGGCUACGCAAUUGCCACCACUCCAGGCAAGAAGGACGGACAGUCGAGCGCACAGGCAACGGUGGACUUGGACGCCCAGCACCCGGGGCUGAAGAUCGUUCGCUGCACUGGCCGUACGCUCCAGUUCGGGUGCUCUGUGGUGGCACUUGUGUGCAUUGUGCUGGGCUACAAGCACUACUAUACGGGCCAGUACCUUGAGCCCAAGGCGACAUAUGCCAUUCUCAUGGCUUACAGCGGUGUCCUGUAUUCGCUGUGGCACAUGGUGGCAGUUGAAACGCUGAAGCUGUCGCGUCACCCGACUGUGGGGGUCGAGCGCUUCAUGGACGUCCUGAUUGCUGCUGGUCUCCUGGUUGCCGGUAUCCUAUUCGCCUCGUCGAAGCAAGUCUCGGACUGCUCCACUACAAACGCGUCCUUUGCGGUAUACCACGGCUCGACGCUGUUCCGCUGCGGCAGCAUGAACACUGGCUACAUCUUCAGCUUCAUCGCGGUGGCUCUGUACCUUGUGACGUUCGCGCUGAGCUUCCUGUACCGCUCCACCUCGACUUCGAGCGAUGCCGACAGCAACCACUCGGGUGAGACGCACGCUUCGGACGCAGGCCAGCAAGUGUAA
Messenger RNA from Phytophthora infestans T30-4, 1053 nucleotides. RefSeq lists its product as uncharacterized. The record is from RefSeq and is a predicted model, not a curated record. The coding region runs from base 1 to 1053 and encodes 350 amino acids. NCBI's taxonomy places the organism in Eukaryota, Oomycota, Peronosporomycetes, Peronosporales, Peronosporaceae. The transcript has a single exon.